Messenger RNA from Epinephelus fuscoguttatus (brown-marbled grouper), 1451 nucleotides. Its product is annotated as P2Y purinoceptor 3-like. The coding region runs from base 114 to 1136 and encodes 340 amino acids. The transcript has a single exon. Gene Ontology annotation, cellular component: plasma membrane. Lineage: Eukaryota; Metazoa; Chordata; Actinopteri; Perciformes; Serranidae. Gene Ontology annotation, biological process: G protein-coupled receptor signaling pathway. The record is from RefSeq and is a predicted model, not a curated record. Gene Ontology annotation, molecular function: G protein-coupled receptor activity.
AGCACGUCAUCGUUACACAGUGUGCAGCAGACAGGUGAGGUGUGAGGAGAACUGAUCCAUCAUUUAAGUGACUUGGCCUCCACAUUAUCAAACCACCUGAGCUGAUCUUAUGAAUGGAGGACUUUAAAAUCUGUCCAGUGACUAACUACUACAAAAGGAUCCUUCUGCCAGUGUCCUACAGCAUUGUGUUCCUGCUGGGCCUGAGUUUAAACGGCGCCCUGCUGUGGUGCGUGUGCUGUCGGCUGCGCCAUUGGAGCAGCACGGUCAUCUACUCGACCAACCUCGCCGUGGCGGAUCUCCUGUACGUGCUGGCCUUGCCCCCUCUCAUCAUCAGCAAUGCCAUGGGCAGCAUGUGGCCCUUCGGGAACGUCAUCUGCAAAAGCGUCAGGUUCUUCUUUUUUGUCAACCUGCACUGCAGCAUGAUGUUUCUGACGUGCGUCAGCGUGCACCGCUUCCUCGGAGUGUGCUUCCCCAUCGCUGCUGUGCGCCUCAGGACCAAAAAAGUCGCCCUCUUCGCGUCAGGCUCGGUUUGGAUCCUUGCCACUGCAGAGAUUUUACCCACAUUGGUCUUUGCGCACACGGGUGUGAUCAACAACAUGACUGUGUGUUUUGAGAUGACCAACCCGGGGCGGUUUAAAGUUUACUUCCCCUACGGAAUGUUUUUGGCCAUAGUGGGCUUUCUGAUCCCAUUCCUCGUCGUUAUCACCUGUUACUGCUCCAUGAUGACGGUGCUUUACUGCAGGGCCCCGGACAGCAUCUCCAACGCGAGGACAGCUCGGAUGCGCAACAAGUCUAUUUACACACUCUUGGUUGUGUGUCUCAUGUUUGUGGUGUGUUUUGUGCCUUAUCACAUCGCCCGGACCGUCUACUUGUUUGUGAGGGUCUAUAUGCCCGAAGACUGUCACCUGCUGAACGUGGUCAUGAUCUCCUUCAAGGUGUGGAAGCCUGUGGUCAGUUUCAACUGCUGCGCUAAUCCCCUCUUCUACUUUUUCGGCUGUAAUCGGCACCGUCAGAGGCUCCGGGCCUGGCUGUGGAGGCGGAGGAAGAGGGUGCAGCCCAGUGUGAGUGUGGUGGAUGUCGGCAGCACACACAGGUCCGCAGGGCAGAGAGCAUCCAUCAGAGGUCUCAUUAAGUGACUUUUAUCAGGAGGCCGUGGGCGGUAAUGACAUUAGGACUGUACCAACACUGUCUAUAAACUGUUUAAUAUUUCCUUUUAUUGUUUAAAUAUAAGAAUGUGUAUCUGGCAACAUUCAUCAGAGAAGGCACUGACUCUUGAGGCAUACUUUUUUGUACACUUGCAUCCUAUAAAACCUGAAGGAUCAGCAAAAGCAAGAAACUAAGUCAUAGUGUAAAUACUGAGCCUGCAAAAUGAGGUUAUUAAAAAGCAAUGAUACUGUGGCCACAGGUGAUGUUGAACAUUUGGGGGAAUUGGUGCCCUCUGUCGUUUGCAG